UAAAAUAUUCUCCUUCGGCUUCUACGUCUCGUGCCCUAAAUUUGCCGCUCCUUCCCAAGCGUCGUUCCCUUCCACCCACUUGCGGAGGCGAACGCCGGAGAGACGACGACGACGGGAUUUUCUCAUGAAAUUUGGUGUGUUUUGAAGUCCAAGAGGCGAUAAGAUCUGUCAGCGGUCAGUUGUUCGCAGCCAUGUCGGUCACGGCCGGUGUUAGCGACACGGUGAUCACCAUCCGCGACAAGCUCCGGGGAAAGAUCGGCCAGACCAAGGUCAAGAGGUACUGGCCCGGCAAAGCCCCGGAAUGGGCAGACGAGGUGGAGGAUGAUGAAGACAUCAGGGCCUCCAAGCUGGCCGCCCUCGAGAAGGCCUUCCCUACUCGGGAUGAUGCUGAUGUACCUCAGAAAGAUGAUCGCAGGCUGAGGCGUCUGGCUGAGAGCCGAACUGAGAACAAGGAAGAGGUGAGGGCCGAUCACCGGCGUAUCCGGCAAGCUGAGAUAGUAUUGACCACCGAGGAAGAAAAUAAUAGGUUGGAGGGCUUGGAGUUGGAAGAGGAAGAUGAGGACGCUAUUGAGGAGAGGAGGCGCAGGAUAAAAGAGAAAUUGCUUCAGAGAGAACAGGAGGAGGCUGCUCUUCUCCCUGUAGAAGAGGAAGAAGAAGCAGAAGAGGAGGAGGAGGAAUCUGAGUAUGAGACAGACUCAGAGGAGGAACAAAUGGGUAUUGCCAUGGUGAAGCCAGUUUUUAUACCAAAGUCACAGCGAGAUACUAUUGCAGAGCGUGAGAGGCUUGAGGAGGAGGAACGGCGCCUUGAGGAGCUAGUGAAGAAGAGAUUAGAUGAGAGAAAAGUUGAGACUAGGCAAAUCGUGGUAGAGGAGAUAAGGAAGGAUGAGGAGAUCCAGAAGAAUUUGGAGGCUGAGGCGAACAUAUCAGAUGUGGACACAGAUGAUGAUAUGAAUGAGGCUGAGGAAUAUGAAGCUUGGAAGACUAGGGAGAUUGCAAGGAUUAAGAGAGAAAGAGACGACAGGGAUGCAAGGUUGAAGGAAAAGGAAGAGAUUGAGAAGGUUAGGAAUAUGACAGAGGAGGAAAGGAGGGAAUGGGAGCGGAAGAAUCCAAAGCCACUCUCUGCACCGAAGCAGAAGUGGAGGUUUAUGCAAAAGUACUAUCACAAGGGUGCUUUCUUCCAGUCUAGUUCUGAUGACCAUGCAGCGACAGCGGGUACAGAUGAUAUAUUUAGGCGUGAUUUCUCUGCACCAACUGGAGAAGAUAGGAUGGAUAAGACCAUAUUGCCUAAGGUCAUGCAAGUCAAGCACUUUGGACGUAGUGGAAGGACCAAAUGGACUCAUCUUGUCAAUGAGGAUACAACUGACUGGAAUGCUCCGUGGAGUAUGAAUGGCCCUCUUCGAUCAAAGUAUAAUGCAAAAAUGGCAGGUAUGAAUGCACCAAUUGAAAAACCAAAAGGAAGCAAGAAGUUGAAGGAUUGGGAGAUUAAGUAGCUUAUUCUUCUUGGUUAUAGUAUUUGUCUGGUUGAUGCAAAGAAGGGAUUUCACCCAUGCUUUGUCUUGUAAUGGUCUUUACGAUGCAAGUUUUAACAUGAAGAAAACCUUCAUAUAUUAGAUUUUGUAGUAUCAACUGCAGAAUACGUUAAGAUAUACUUAUUGAUUUCUGAAUUUCGCA
This is a messenger RNA of Musa acuminata subsp. malaccensis (wild Malaysian banana), 1671 nucleotides long. RefSeq lists its product as uncharacterized. Gene Ontology annotation, molecular function: RNA binding. Gene Ontology annotation, cellular component: U2-type spliceosomal complex. Lineage: Eukaryota; Viridiplantae; Streptophyta; Magnoliopsida; Zingiberales; Musaceae. The record is from RefSeq and is a predicted model, not a curated record. Gene Ontology annotation, biological process: mRNA splicing, via spliceosome.